AUGACGUCAAGGUCUCCUCCUCCUUCACCCUCAAGUAUGGAUGCACCAGAACCUACAAGAUUGAUGGGAUCAAUAAUCACGACCAUGCAACAACAAAACGCCUCACUAGUGCAACAAAAUGCCUUAUCCCUACAACAGUUGGAGGCCGCUCGGUUUUCAACAGAGAGGACUCAGGAGCAGUAUGUGGAAUUGAUGUCAAAAGAUAGAACUGAGACAAGGUCAUCCACUCUUUCGGAUAAUUGUCAACAAGAAUGGAGCCUAGAGAGUUUUCUACAACACCAUCCGGCUAAAUUCAGUGGGAAGUGUAGUCCAGACGAGGCCGACCAAUGGUUUGAAGAUAUGGAGCGCAUAUUUAAUGCUAAGAAGUGCUCGGAAGAGAACCGACUAAUCUAUUCAGAAUAUUUGUUAACUGGAGAAGCAAGUCACUGCGUUCGGUUUGCAAAAGAAGUUGAGUUUUUGGAAUUGGUUCAAGGGAACAUAUCUGUGUCAGACUAUGCCACUCGGUUUAAGCAUCUUCGAAGAUUCUAUACGAUGGAAACAAGUGAAGAAUGGCUAUGUAAAAAGUUUGAGAAUGGACUGAGGGGUGAUAUCAAGUUGUUGAUUGUCGGAUUAUGUAUUAGGGAAUUUCCAGUGCUAGUGGAGAGAGUAAGAGUAUCGGAAAAGACAAAGAAGGAAGUGGAAAGUCAGCAUAAUCAACAACCGAGAGUGGGAGAACCGAGAGCAUCUAAGGGGAGUGUUAGUUCCAGAACGACUCAGCAUGCUCGACUUUCCCCUUCAAAACCGAAAGAUCAGUCUUCCAGAGCUCUAGUACCGUUCGGCCAUUCGGGACAACAAGGUCCAGUAAGAUGUUUUAAUUGUGGAGGAGCUCAUCUAAGGUCUGUCUGUCCUAAAUUGGCAAAAUAUAGGAAGUGUAAAUGA
Molecule: messenger RNA, 918 nt
Organism: Vigna radiata var. radiata (mung bean)
Lineage: Eukaryota; Viridiplantae; Streptophyta; Magnoliopsida; Fabales; Fabaceae
Exons: 2
Coding region: 1-918 (305 amino acids)
Source: RefSeq, a predicted model, not a curated record